CAGGGCAGUGCUGCAGGCGGACCGCAGAGCGCGGCGUGAUUUCGGGAGAGGGGGGGUCACAGCGGCGGCUCUCAAACUUACAGCGGAGGAAACCCCGCUGUAACGGCGUGUUUAUACAGUAUAUAUAACUCCCGGCCCCGCGCCCGGGCAGCUCGAGGACCGGCCAGGCCGCCGUGAGGACGCUGCGUGCCGCGCAACAGAGGACGGAUGAAGCGGCGGCAACCUGAGGAUAGCGCCGGGGAGCGGGUACACAACUGCAGCCGCCCGCGACUGCGCUCCUGGGGCUGAGCAGCAGCAGCAGCGGCGGCGGCACGGGGAGAACCGGCGGAAUGGUUUUCAGCGUCAGACCGGAGCAGCGUGUGCCGGAUACUGAGCUGUAAGAGCCCGCGGAGCGGUGUCCGUUAUCCGGGAGUAACGCUGUUGGUGUUGGGGCGCUUUGGAGACACUGAUAUUCCCGCUGCUGCUGCCGGAAUGUCUCCCGCUCCGUAGCGGACUGCGGACAUGGGGGAGGCGGCGGAGGCCAGAGAGCCGCGGAGGACCUUCAUCGUCCCGGCCAUCAAAUCCUUCGACCACUAUGACUUCUCCAGAGCUAAAAUAUCCAGCAGUCUGACAUGGCUCGUAGCCAAAGCCUUCGGGUCCGACAGUAUCCCAGCAGAGCUGGAGGACCCGUUCUAUAAGGACCAGUAUGAACAGGAGCAUCUGAAGCCCCCUGUUGUGUCUCUGCUGCUCUCUGCUGAACUCUACUGCAGGGCUGGGAGUCUGAUCCUGCGCAGCGAUGCAGCCAAACCUCUGCUGGGCCACAAUGGAGUUAUCCAGGCCCUCGCUCAGAAAGGCCUGUACGUCACUGACCAGGAGCGGCUAGUCACAGAGAGAGACCUCUGCAAAACUCCCAUCCAGAUGAGUUCCCAUCUUGCAAUGAUAGACACCUUGAUGAUGGCGUAUACAGUGGAGAUGAUCAGUGUGGAGAGAGUGCUCUCUUGUGUACAGAAAUACUCACCUUUCUUCCCUGAGGAAGACUUUCCUUAUGAUGCUGAAGAGGCUGUGACCACCUGGAUUAACAAGGUAAAUGAAUACUUAAGGGAGAUCGUGGCUCAAGAUCAAACAGCAAGAAAUAUGAUUGAGGCCAAAUCUGCUGGUCAAAAGAGGUCUUCCACCAAAUGGUAUCGGAGACUGGUACCUACGCGGUACAAGAGGGAGGACUCUAAAGCUCAGACUGCACUCUGUCUCCCACUGGUGGACAACCUGCUGAAGGAUAACACAGAUGGCUGUGCUCUGGCUGCACUGCUGCAUUUCUACUGCCCCAGUGCGGUACCACUGGAAGAUAUCUGUGUGAAGGAGACGAUGUCAUUGGCUGACAGCCUCUACAACCUCCAGCUGAUCCAGGACUUCUGCAGAGAGAACCUGAACAACUGCUGCCACUUCACCCUGGAGGACAUGCUGUACGCCUCCAGCUCCAUCAAGAGUAACUACCUUGUGUUUAUGGCAGAGCUGUUCUGGUGGUGUGAAGUGGUCAAACCCUCUUUUGUUCAGCCUCGAACGCUUGAAACCAAAGUUUCUGAUCCAAUCCAGUCAACAAAAAUGGCUCCCAUUACCAAACAAAACCUGAUCCACAGACCAGCCAGCCCUGACCAACAGAGGUCUCAGCCAAACGCCACCAGCUCAACCGUGAUAAAGAGAUGCAACUCCUUGUCUUAUGUGGACGGAUGUGUGGGAACCUGGCCCAAAGAGAAACGGUCUUCAGCACAUGGUAUCUCUUUUGAAAUUCCAUUUGAUGAUCCUGUGGCUUGCCCAUCAGGUCGUGGGUUGAGUCGGUCUGCAAGCACAGAAGGCUUAGGGUUUAAAGUUCACCAUUCUGCAAAAGGGAUGCGCAGGAACCUUUCCUUCCAGCCUGUUAAUGGGAGCACUCACACUCCAUUACGAGAGGAAGAGGACAACAGAGCAGUGUUAAACCCUGGGUCCAGUAGAUCUCGUGUUAAAACUGACUCUAGGUACUCUAAUGGUGUACUUCCAGAGGACCACAGUCCCCAGCCUCUAACUCCCACUAUGGAGGAGGCUCUGAAGAUCAUUCAUGACUCUGAGCGUCCCCACAGCAGCCUACACCCCCCUGGUGGGGACAAUGCCUUCUUCCUGCAUAGCCAAGACCCUUGUGAUCAGGGUGCUGCUGACUCGAACUCCAACCAGCACGACCCUGAGCCUGACAGCCUGUCUAAAGCUCGGGCUGACGAUGCAGAGCAGAACUCCACAUCCACAGAAAUAGACACAGGAAUUCAUGUGCGCACAGAGGACAUUCAGGAUGGACAGGAUGAAGACUCAUCCUUGAAGGACUACUCUGACAUGGACCAAGAUUACGAGGCCCGGUCGUGUCCGUUACCAGACACGGGUGGCGGUUUUAGCCCUGUACCGAGCCUUCUGGGUGCACGAUCUCUGGCCACAAGCUCCGCCUCCUCUAUUGGUUCUGCCUCUGCUGUGCGCAUGACUAGCUUUGCUGAGCAGAAGUUCCGCAAGCUCAACUAUGGGGAUGGCAGAAGCGGCGGGAACACUCCUGACAGCGAAGUAGGCACCACACCCAGUACGGCAUUGCUAAGGUCCAUUACUCCUGAUGCAAGAAGUCCUGGUCGUGUCACCUCACCCCGUGACCCAUCCAGCAUACUGGUGUCAGAAAUGGUGCAACUGAAGAUGAAGCUAGAGGAGAAGCGCCGAGCCAUUGAGGCCCAGAAGAAGAAAGUGGAAGCAGCCUUUACUCGCCACCGCCAACGGAUGGGCCGUACAGCCUUCCUCAAUGUUGUCCGCCGCAAAGGCGCCACGUCGCCUUCAGGGGGCGAUGGUGGAAGUGGUGGAAGUCCUGACCAAGGUGGGAGGAAAAACACUGAAUCACACGUUUUAAAAGAGGACCCGAGCAGCUCAAGACUAGAGAGGUGCAAGCCGGACGGGGCGCCUCUGAGGUCGACCCCAGAUGAAGGAGGAGCUGCAGAAGUGGCGGAUUUAUCGGAAUACACGCGUUCCAUUGAACGGCUCAAUACGUCUCUAAGUUUCUUGCAGACGGAGAUGCAGAGACUGGCACAGCAGCAGGAGCGAAUCAUGCACCUCCGUGAGCAGCAGAGCUGGGUGAUCUCGCCUCCGCACACGCACCCACAAACACAAAUGCAGCCAUCCCCACGAAAACACCCCUUACGGAGCAGCAGUGUCGUGGGACGUGGAUCUGUGGGGUCCCUUUCCCCAAACCUGUCCUCCACCGGGUCACCCCGGGCCGCCCAGCGCUCCCCUGCUCCCAUUAAACGAAAGUCUGCCUCGUUCCACGCCCGGACGCCCCGUACCCCCCGGCCCAAUGAGCUGAAGGUCACGCCGUUUAGUCGGAUGCUGAACACGCCGCAGUCGGUAGACAGUCUUCCCAGGCUGCGGCGCUUCUCCCCGAGCCAAACACAAACCAGAUCAUUCGCUUACCUCGGACACGACGAGGGUCCUGCAAAGGAGGACCGCACAAAUAAAGAAAAGAAAGCUACUCUGGAGACUAAAGACCCUGAAGCAAACCCAGACACAGACAAGACUGCUAAUGGUGCUCUAGAGAAAGAGGGGGAGGUGAAGGAGAUGACAGAGGCAGGGUCAGCUGAAAAAGCCAGACCUGUUAAAGUGACAGCGCUGUCGCAGGUUCAGUCUCAGCCAGCAGCAGAGAGUUUGGUAGUCCCAGCUGUGACGGACUCAGAGGUGGCUGAGGUCCCGGGUAAGAAGGAUCUGAUCGAGGUGCCUCUUUCUGUGCUAAAGCCGUCAGACGUCGGGAAAGUGCCUGAGAGUGGGAUGGACCUGGUGGACCCAGAUCAGAACAUGUGUUGUGGGUUCUUCUACAGGGAUGAUCAGAAAGGUGAGGAAGACAUCGCGCAGAAGAGGGCGGCUCUGCUGGAGAAGCGGUUAAGAAGAGAGAAAGAGUCACAGAUGAAAAAACAACAGCAUGAGCAAGAGACAGAGCAGAAGAAGGAAGUGGCAAGGUUGAAAGCAGAGGAGGAAUGUCAAAAGAAAGAGGAUGAGAAGGCGAGACGAGAGUUUAUCAAAAACGAGUACUUGAGGAAAAAGCAGCUGAAACUAAUGGAGGACAUGGACAGUGUCAUCAGGCCCCGCACUCCAAGCAUCAAGCAGAAAAAGCCCCGGCCCAAGUCUAUGCAUAGAGACAUCAUGGAGUCUCCCAAACCACCUGCACGGUCAAGCACAGGGUCUCGACCUCGUGGAUUCUCUGUCUCUAGCAUAUCACUUGCCUCACUUAACCUGGCAGAUAACGAGAGUGUCCAAUCAGACAAGAGGACUUCCAGACGCAGUAAACUGUCGCCAGGCAGUCUGUGUUUCUUUUUAACUUCUCCUAAAGGCGGGAAGGUCAGACCAGAGUCAGCAGAAGGUCAGUUGUCACCGUGUCCAUCAGUAAGUAGGAAUGGGGAAAACUGGGAGAACGAAUCCACGACCUCAUCAGCAGCGUCCAACACAGAAUACACAGGGCCAAAACUUUAUAAGGAGCCCAGUGCCAAGUCCAACAAGUACAUCAUCCAAAACGCUCUGGCCCAUUGCUGUCUGGCAGGCAAGGUCAACGAGGGACAAAAGAAAAAGAUACUGGAGGAAAUGGAGAAGACUGAAUCCAACAACUUCCUGAUCCUGUUCCGGGAUGCGGGUUGCCAGUUCCGCGCAAUUUACACAUACUACCCAGAGACACAGGAGAUCAGCAAGUUGGCGGGCAUCGGCCCAAAAUCCAUCACGCCCAAGAUGAUCGAGAACCUGUACAAAUACAGCUCAGAUAAAAAGCAGUUCUGCCACAUCCCUGCCAAGACCAUGUCCGCCAGCAUCGACGCCAUCACUAUUUACGGCCACCUCUGGCAGACCAAGAAACAGAGCACGCCCAAAAAACUGCUCAAAUGAGCCCAGCGGAGAGCAACCAAACACUAACUACACACCUCACUGGAGUUCCAACCAUGAUUUCAGACACUUUUGCAUCAUCACCGUUUAGCGUGUUCCUCAAAGAGUGAUGGGAAGUUUUGGCAUUGCGGUAGAACUUCUGAUUUUACGCACAGCUUGUAUGUCAAGAUCCAAGGACGGAUUAAAGUCUGUGUCAUGCAGCGAGCAUAACAUCAAUAUUAGCUGGUAGCACUCAUGGUGUAGGCUAUCUGCAUGUGGUGUGUGAGGGUGCGUGUGUGUAAGCGUGCAUGUGCGAGCGUGCCAAAUUUAAGGGUUGUAGCAUUUAUUCCUGAGAAAGCAGCGUAUGUUGCUCAGCUGUGUUGUUCUUAUUUUGAACACGUUAAACUUUCGUGGCCUUACGCUUGCCUUGUUUCAGCAUUCUUGCCUGCUUUUUCUGCUCAACAGUACACUAUUGGGUUUCGUGAACAAGCCAUUUACUUGUUUAGGGCUAAAUAAGGUAUGUAUAGCUGUGUGUGUGUGCGUGCUAGCGUGUGAAAGAGACUAAAGAAUAUUUGCCUUCACACUGGCAGGUGACAAGUCUCUCACGUCAACCCAUGUCUGUGUCCAGUGUCUGUGUUCGAAGGUGCACAUGGUGUUGUGCGUGGGUCUGUAUCUAGUAAGCUACCUAUCGAUUAGCCAGCCCACCAGAGACACCACAAAUACCACACUGCUUUAUUCUACACUUUCCUAGAGCUUCAGAACCGAGCCAUUUCUCUUGGUUAGGAUAUUCUGGUGUGUGUUUGCCUCUACAGAACAGCAGAAGUAUGCAUGUUUGGUGGCAUUGGGUUUUAAAUUUAGCUUUUUUUAACCAAAGACGCAGCUCACAUAUACAUGUAAAAAUUAAUUUUGUGUACAGUUGACAGACCUAAAUCCACCUCUACUAAAAGAUUUUUGAAUAAAUGCGUAAAUCUUCGUCAAUGCAUUCAGCACUGAGAAUAACUCAAAGAAAUGUAAUUCUAAAACAAACUUUGAGUUUAACAGACGCAUGACUGGCACUCAAAAAAGCCGCAAAAGAAAUAAAGAAGCAGUUUCA
This is a messenger RNA of Astyanax mexicanus (Mexican tetra), 5962 nucleotides long. RefSeq names its product calmodulin regulated spectrin-associated protein family, member 2b (gene camsap2b). NCBI's taxonomy places the organism in Eukaryota, Metazoa, Chordata, Actinopteri, Characiformes, Acestrorhamphidae. Gene Ontology annotation, biological process: neuron projection development; negative regulation of microtubule depolymerization; cytoplasmic microtubule organization. The record is from RefSeq and is a predicted model, not a curated record. The transcript is spliced from 20 exons. The coding region runs from base 502 to 4893 and encodes 1463 amino acids. Gene Ontology annotation, cellular component: microtubule minus-end. Gene Ontology annotation, molecular function: microtubule minus-end binding; calmodulin binding; spectrin binding.